GCUGUAAUGUCUACAUACAUAUACGCAUGCAUGCGUGCAUUGGAAGGGUGUACAACACACACAUAUUUCGAUAUUAAAACAGUAUUGUACAGCAUUUAAUAUGAUAAAUAAAUUGUCUAUUUCACAGCGAAUUAGUCAGGGAUCAUAAAAAACGUAGAGAAGAGGGAAAAACGGGUAUAGAGAGGAGCUAAAGUAACGCAUUACACUAUGUAUGCUUUAUAGCGGAGAUUUCGUUAAUUCUUUGGUUUGCGAAUUGAGAGCUAUUACAAUUGAAAAAUUCUCAUCCCUUUCCAUCAGCCAUCGAGAAUUUGUAUUAUUUCACUUCUUACUUGUUAAGCAUAAAAUAUAAUGAAUGCUUAGAGAAUUACUCUUCUAAUGUAGAUAGCGAUAGAUCAGUAAUAAGUAAAGUAUUUAUACAAAUAAUGAGCGGUCUCGGUCCGGCGGCAUGCUGGCUGGCGCAUAAACGCCUUGAAUCAUGGUCACGCAUGGCCAAAGAACGCGUCGGCGCUGUUAGACGUGUUACUUUAGAUCGCAACUCGGAAGAAUUACCUUCAACAUCGGCUAUCGUCAAUGAUGACGACACAAUGGCAAGUAGUGCGGCGGCGAUCUUAACUAAACAACCAGCUCUACCCAUGACACCACCACCAUCGGCCUCGUUCAUAAUGUCGACUACUAGCGAUAUUGAUAGCGCAAAUGAUAGUUGCGAUUUACAAGCCGAUAUGAAACAGGAAAUUAAUUUCGCAAAAGAAUCGCAGCCGGUACAACCAGCUUCCCAAGCAAACGCAACGCAUACCGCAAACGCUGAUGUUUUACGAGGACAUUCGGAGGUUUUGAAUAGUCCUUUGCAUUUACAUCAUCAAAAUCGUUCGUUUACCCCUAGGCUUAAACGAACACCAUCCAUUUCCAGCCAAAGUAGUGUUGAUAGCGCUCCAUCUAGGCAAUCGUGCCAUCGGGGCUCUUCUCCACAGAUACGCACUUUCGGUCCCGAUGGGCGUAUUUCCUUACCUACAGAACCGGCAUUCCCCUAUUACUUAUCACGUACUUCCAGUCCUAUGCGUACAAUAUCUUUAGAUGCCCGUACUUCUAACCAAGUGGUUACAGAAAUAAAUGAUAUGCGUAACUCGAGUACAUCUCAAAAUAAUUUGCCAAGCUGCUCCAUUAACAAUACAAGUCCUCCUUAUUGUUCGAAAAUAGCAGGAGGACGUUGCAUUUCACCUCUCUUAAUACCACCUCGUUUGCCAGCCAACGUUGAUCCCGCUUUAGGGCCAGCUUCACCUCUGGGAGCUAUACAACCCGACCUGUACAAAGGCCCCGACGGCCCAAUAUAUCUAAAUGCGCCCGAAACCAAUCCAGCAUUGGGCAGACUCCAUUUGCGCAUUAAAUAUGAUUAUCAUCUAUUUGAUCUAACCGUGCAUUUGAUUGAAGCGCACAAUUUGUGUCCCAUUGAGGAAGGAGGUUUUCGCGAUCCUUAUGUUCGUUUAUUUCUAGAGCCUGAAGUAGACAAACGUAAACGCCAAACAAUAAUACAUCGCGGCCAAAGUAACCCCUAUUUUGAUCAGCAUUUCAAAUUCCCCGUCUCACGAGAUCAAUUGCAUGGCAAAGAAUUAACUUUGCAACUAUUGGACUACGAUCGCUAUUCGCACAAUGAUGUCAUAGGCGAAGUGAGAAUAUGCAUUGAUGAAUUGGAUGUAACAAAAUCAAUAGAGAUCUGGGGUGAUUUAUUGCGUACUAAAAAGCCUCCAGAAGAUCGUCCAGAGCUUUUAUGUUCCUUAAACUAUUUACCGCAAGCUGAACGCUUAACAAUAGUUAUAAUGAAAGCCAAAAAUUUGGAUACUGUACAGGAAACUUAUAUUAAGAUUUAUUUAAUACAAAAUGGCAAGCGAGUGAAAAAGAAAAAAACCACUAUCAGUCGUUCCGAUGACGCCGCUAAUCCAAUAUGGAAUGAAGCAUUUACUUUUAAUUUGCAGUCAUCCCUUCUAACGCAUGCAGCUAUCGAGAUCUAUGUGGUCAACACCGGGAGUGAAAACCAGGAGAUUGGCAGCAUUGGGUUGGGUCCUCAAGAGUUUGGCACGGGUUGUCAACAUUGGCAUGAUAUGAUUAACAAUGCACGCAAACCGACAGCCAUGUGGCAUUUUAUACGUUAAAUGAUGAAAAAUACACCAACAAUAUAUAUAUAUAUAUAUAUACAAA
Messenger RNA from Glossina fuscipes, 2190 nucleotides. RefSeq names its product synaptotagmin-6. The coding region runs from base 423 to 2144 and encodes 573 amino acids. Gene Ontology annotation, molecular function: phosphatidylserine binding; calcium-dependent phospholipid binding; calcium ion binding. Gene Ontology annotation, biological process: regulation of dopamine secretion; cellular response to calcium ion; regulation of calcium ion-dependent exocytosis. The record is from RefSeq and is a predicted model, not a curated record. NCBI's taxonomy places the organism in Eukaryota, Metazoa, Arthropoda, Insecta, Diptera, Glossinidae. The transcript has 8 exons.